Messenger RNA from Homarus americanus (American lobster), 2409 nucleotides. Its product is annotated as 4-hydroxy-2-oxoglutarate aldolase, mitochondrial-like. Gene Ontology annotation, molecular function: 4-hydroxy-tetrahydrodipicolinate synthase activity; N-acetylneuraminate lyase activity. Gene Ontology annotation, biological process: N-acetylneuraminate catabolic process. The record is from RefSeq and is a predicted model, not a curated record. The coding region runs from base 88 to 1092 and encodes 334 amino acids. The transcript has 8 exons. Lineage: Eukaryota; Metazoa; Arthropoda; Malacostraca; Decapoda; Nephropidae.
UGUUGUUGGGCGGUCUGCCUUAAUGAGCUCAAGUGUUGAACAGUGUGGUGAUGUGCUGGCACUGGCACCGUCACCAGUAGUUGCAACAUGGCACUGCUAGGGAAGAGUGUAGUCAGUAGAUUUUUGAAGUGGACGGCCUCACGGGCGUUCCAGCUACGCCCACUAUCACUGUCACCAUGUCGAGCGUCAGCAGCACAACUGGACCUUGGAGGAGUGUAUCCACCCAUGCCAACACCCUUCAACCAGGACGAGACAAUAGCUUAUGACAAGUUAGCCUUCAAUGUUGAUUUGUGGAGCAAGAUUCCAUUUAGAGGCUUGGUAGUGGAGGGGAGUAAUGGAGAAUAUGUGUACCUCACCUCUGAAGAGCGGGUUGACCUGGUGAAGCGCGUCCGAGAGUUUCUCCCUCAUGAUUCAGGGAAGCUGGUAUUGGCAGGCUCAGGAUGUGAAUCAACACGAGACACAAUCAACAUGUCUCAAAAGAUGGCUGAUGCUGGUGCUGAUGCAGUUAUGGUGGUCACUCCAAGCUACUAUAAAGGAGCCAUGAAGGACAAGGCACUCCACGCGCACUUUACUGCUGUAGCUGACAACUGCCCUGUUCCUCUCAUUCUCUACAGUGUUCCUGCUUUUACAGUGAUUGACUUAAGCCUUGAUGUGAUAAUUGAUCUUGCUAAGCAUCCAAACAUCAUUGGUAUAAAGGAGAGUGGUGGAGAUAUCACAAAAAUUGGUAGUAUAAUACAUCAGACAAAGGGUACAGAUUUCCAAUUGAUUGCUGGAUCUGCUAGCUUCCUUCUAGCAUCACUACAACUAGGUGGUGUUGGUGGAGUGUGUGCUCUAGCAAAUGUUCUUGGUGAGGCUGUGUGUCAGCUGCACAAACUUACAGUUGAGGGUGACAUUGAAGCUGCUGUUCAGCUGCAAAAACAACUUAUUGCUCCAAAUUCAGCAGUUACCAAGACAUUUGGUAUCUCAGGAUUGAAGAAAGUCAUGGAUUGGAAAGGAUUUUACGGAGGCCCCACGCGUGCUCCCCUACAGUCUCUACCUGACCAAGAAGUUGCUAAGCUUCAUAAAGUUUUUGUAGACUCUGGUUACCUUUAAGCAGUGCCUUUGUUUGAUCAGUGUUUGUUAAUUCUAAUACUCCUGAUUUGGUGUUUUUUCUUGCUUGUGACAAAAUUGACUAGCAUGUGAUACCUGGAUAUCUUGGGCCCUUGGUGUGCAGUGGGAAUACCACUGCAGAUUAUGUAUGAGGUGCCAAAUGCGACAAGGGACCAAGCGCCAAAAAUUACAAUUGAAAAAAAACGUUCUUAAAGUUGUGAAAAUGAAAAAUUACUUAAAUUUUGAACCAAUGAAGAUACCGAGUUCAUUCAAGUGGCAGUGUAUAGAGCUCUUAAAGCUGGUUUCACAGAUAUUAAAGUCAUAUUAAUUGAAAAAAAUUUACAGCAAAAAUUUCAUUGUUUUUGAUGUUUGCGGUUUGAUUAAUAUGCAUUGUUGAAGUAUAAUUGUCAUUACAUGGAAGCAAUAAUGUAUUAAGUCCACACCAGAAAGUCAAAGGUCAUUGUACUGUUUGCAUAAAAGCGAACAAUACCAAGUAUUACCAAUAUUUCAACCAGGGGCCAAGCACCAAAAAGUAUAAAAAAAAAAAAAAAUGAGGUAUGUACUAAGUUUUAGUUAUUAUUAGAAAAAUUGCAGUAAACAAUGACUUGUACUUCCACCCUCGCUCCCAGCCACCUCCUCCUCCUCCUCCCUCUGUUGGUGCGAUAAGACUCGUCACUCGGACAGGCUGGAACAUGACACGCCAUGUGCCACCAGCCCUCACACCCUCCUCGCUGUCCCUCCUCUCUGUUUUGUUUAUUUUUCUCUCAAUAGCCCUCCUUCCUUUCUUUCUGCCAGUUGGAAAAUAAAAAAAAGGUUCAAGUGACAUUUUUGUUGAAACAUGGACUCCCAUUAGCUAAGAAACCAGAAAAUAAUGAGUCGCUAUGAGCAAGAGAGGCUAUGAUUGGGGGCCCACGGGUGCUUGUCCCAGUCUCCCACUCAGUCUGCCUCGAGGCGUAGAUCACGUGCUGUAGAGACGCUUUUACCUACCUUCACUAAUGUGGCUCUCAGUUUUACAGAUAUUGUGCUGCUGGGACAGUUUGUUUUUCUGCAGAUAGAGGAAAGGUUGGGGAGUACAGAUAAUACUAUAAUUCAAUUUUGGGGGGAUGGCGCUUAGCCCUCUGUCGCACUCGGCACCACAUUGGUACAUUAACAAAGUGAAUGAAUGGCAAUGAAAUUAAAAUCUCUGUUACUCUUGAUUCAGACCACCCAGCAUUUGAUGGGAAAAAGGAUACGUUACAAGAAUAGAAUAAAAAUACCUAGAGAUUGAUACUGAGAUUGAAUGUUAAUUGUUGUAUCAUGAAAAAUAAAAUGCAAAACGAA